GUGCAGGGCGAGGGCCCCGGGGGCCGCAGGAUGGAGGCGGGGCGGGGGGUGAGGCUGGGCCCGGCGCACCGCUGGGCCCGCUGGCCUGGCGACGGGGACCGGCCUGCGGGCCCCUGGACGCCCCCUGCCCCGCCCUGGGGCUCGCCGGGCUCUGGAGGCCCAGCUGGGGCCGCGCCCCCUCCCCCGUGCGCAGGAGCAGCAAUGUCCGUGCAGGUGGCAGCCCCCGGAGGCGCGGGGCUGGGCCCAGAGCGCCUGAGCCCGGAGGAGCUGGUGCGGCAGACGCGACAAGUGGUGCAGGGGCUGGAGGCCCUCCGUGCAGAGCACCGGGGCCUGGCCGGCCACCUGGCGGAGGCCCUGGCAGGCCCGGGCCCGGGCGCUGGCCUGGAGCUGCUGGAAGAAAAGCAGCAGGUGGUGAGCCACUCGCUGGAAGCCAUCGAGCUGGGGCUGGGCGAAGCCCAGGUGCUGUUGGCCCUGUCGGCGCAUGUGGGCGCCCUGGAGGCCGAGAAGCAGCGGCUGCGAGCGCAGGCCCGGCGGCUGGCCCAGGAGAACGCGUGGCUGCGGGAGGAGCUGGAGGAGACGCAGCGGCGGCUGCGGGCCAGCGAGGAGGCCGUGGCGCAGCUGGAGGAGGAGAAGAGCCACCUGGAGUUCCUGGGGCAGCUGCGCCAGUACGACCCCCCUGCGGACAGCCAGCAGCCGGAGUCCCCCCGCCGCCGAGACAGCCUGGCCUCCCUGUUCCCCAGUGAGGAGGAGGAGAGGAGAGGUCCUGAGGCGGCGGGGGCCGCAGCGGCGCAGCAGGGGGGCUACGAGAUCCCGGCCCGCCUUCGGACCCUGCACAACCUCGUGAUCCAGUACGCAGGCCAGGGCCGCUAUGAGGUGGCCGUGCCGCUGUGCCGCCAGGCCUUGGAGGACCUGGAGCGGAGCUCCGGCCACUGCCACCCCGACGUGGCCACCAUGCUCAACAUCCUGGCGCUGGUGUACCGGGACCAGAACAAGUACAAGGAAGCCACAGACCUGCUCCACGACGCCCUGCGGAUCCGGGAGCAGACACUGGGCCCCGAGCACCCCGCGGUGGCCGCCACCCUCAACAACCUGGCCGUCCUCUACGGAAAGCGCGGGCGGUACCGGGAGGCCGAGCCCCUGUGCCAGCGCGCCCUGGAGAUCCGCGAGAAGGUCCUGGGCGCCGACCACCCGGACGUGGCCAAGCAGCUCAACAACCUGGCGCUGCUGUGCCAGAACCAGGGCAAGUUCGAGGAGGUGGAGCGGCACUACGCCCGGGCCCUGAGCAUCUACGAGGCCCUGGGCGGGCCCCACGACCCCAACGUGGCCAAGACCAAGAACAACCUGGCCUCAGCCUACCUGAAGCAGAACAAGUACCAGCAAGCGGAAGAGCUGUACAAGGAGAUCCUCAGCACCGAGGACCUGCCCGCCCCUCUCGGAGCCCCCAGCACAGGCAGGGCUGGUGACGCGGAACAACAGACCCUUCGCCGGAGCAGCUCCUUCUCCAAGCUCCGUGAGUCCAUCCGGCGCGGAAGCGAGAAGCUGGUCUCCCGUCUCAGAGGCGAGGGGGCGGCGGGAGCAGCCGGGAUGAAGAGAGCCGUGUCCCUCAGCACGCUGCACGUGGGUGGUGCCAGGGCUGCUGGGGCCCAGUUCCCCAACCAGCACCUGAGUGAGGCCUCUCGGACCCUCAGCGCCAGCACCCAGGACCUGGGGCCCCGUUAAAGUCCACAGGACCACGUGCCUGCAGCUUCCACCAGAGGGGAGUCUGUUCAUCUCCUUGCCUGGCGCCCUGGGGACACCCCGUGUAUUGGGCUGCCCUCUCCUCUGCUAUUAAAGUUUGUCGAUCUGGC
This is a messenger RNA of Myotis daubentonii (Daubenton's bat), 1847 nucleotides long. RefSeq names its product kinesin light chain 3 (gene KLC3). Lineage: Eukaryota; Metazoa; Chordata; Mammalia; Chiroptera; Vespertilionidae. Gene Ontology annotation, molecular function: kinesin binding. Gene Ontology annotation, biological process: microtubule-based movement. The record is from RefSeq and is a predicted model, not a curated record. Gene Ontology annotation, cellular component: kinesin complex; cytoplasm. The transcript has 13 exons. The coding region runs from base 31 to 1719 and encodes 562 amino acids.